AUGCUGCUCUCAGACGACGUCGGAGACGCAGGUGACAGUACCAAUACGGUACUGGGAACGGUGGCACGCAAACUACCAGAUACUGGCUCCGAUGGCACAGUCAGGGGCACAAGUGGCUUACUAGAGUCCAACUCUUGCACACACUGGAGGCCUGCAGAAGAGCUCGCGACAAGUGGCUUAUCAGAGUCCAAUGCUUUCACUACACUCGAUUCUAUAGAUGGAACUUCACCAUACGAGGAGCCUGAAGAAGUACACAAGACAAGUGACUCAUUAGAGUUUAACACUUGCACUACACUUGAUUCUUCAGACGGCACAGCAAAACUCGAAACCUGGGGCUCUGGAGACGCCAUGGUGGUAGUCAAACGUUACUAA
This is a messenger RNA of Parnassius apollo (apollo), 372 nucleotides long. The record is from the annotation of a GenBank genome assembly. NCBI's taxonomy places the organism in Eukaryota, Metazoa, Arthropoda, Insecta, Lepidoptera, Papilionidae.